AAGCCUUCCUAGUUGUUAGGGUGCAUCACCAUGUCGCUCUUCAAGGGAUCCCUGCCGGCAGGCUUCCUAUACCCCUACCGGCAUCCUAAAGCCAAGGGGCUGGUUGAGUCUACGCUCUAUGGCCUCGGUGGCCUUUUCCGUGCAUGUGGCGCUGCCAUAGACGAGCUUGGAGCCAUGAUUCAGGGACCUCAGGGCGCUGUGGAGGAGACAGUCCAGCCCAACCUGGCGUUCGCUCCGGUGCACCGCAAGCCGGACGUGCCGGUGGGCGCCGGACAAGUGGUGCCCGUCCCUGCCGCUGCUCAGCGGAAGCUGGGCCUUAAGGAGAUGGUGAUUCCUAACAAGCACAGCACGGCUUAUGUCGCUGCCAACGCUAAUGUGCUUGGAAACGUGAAGAUUGGGGCCAACUCCUCCAUUUGGUAUGGCGCCGUGCUGCGUGGCGACGUCAAUGGCAUCGAAAUUGGCAGCAACACAAACAUCCAGGACAACGCUGUGGUGCACGUGUCAAAGUACAGCUUUGACGGCAGUGCUCGGCCCACGGUUAUUGGGAACAACGUGACUAUUGGCCACGGCGCGACGGUGCACGCCUGCACCAUUGAGGACAACUGCCUGGUGGGCAUGGGAGCCACGGUCCUGGACGGAGCGACGGUGAAGAGCGGCUCCAUCGUGGCAGCCGGCUCGGUGGUGCCGCCCAAGACGACCAUCCCCUCGGGCCAGGUGUGGGCCGGCUCCCCCGCCAAGUUCCUGCGCGAGCUGGAGCCCGAGGAGGCCGCCUUCGUCGCCAAGAGCGCCGCCAACUACUCGGAGCUCUCGGGCGUGCACAAGUUCGAGCAGAGCAAGACGUUUGAGGAGCAGCACGUGGAGAUGGCCAUCAUGAAGGACCGCGCCGCGCUCUCCGACCCCGCCAACUCGGUCCACCAAAUGUGGGAGUACGACAGCCAGACCGCCCUCGUGGCGCGCGCCAAGAGGUAAACGGUGUGCCAUGUGGCCUCCGCGCCGUCGCGUGGAGGGCAGCCCAUUGGCCCCGCAGCCGUCCUCCCAUCCUAUCUUAACAGCUGUGCAGCCAUGUGGUCGGCAAGUGCCAGUCAUGUGCGAUGACAGCGGAGUUCUAGGGUGCUUUUGAUGGGGCAGUCCUGAGGCCGCCGCGGUUGAGAACGAACGCCCUCUUUUUCUUCCAUGGAUUGCUCUGGUUGGUUGGCUGGCUGGUUGGCACGCAUCUUGUCUUCUUCGAUGCAGCCAGCAGUGGCAGCGGCAGCUGUGGAGGGAGCAGAGCAGGGACGUCGUGUCUAGCAUGUUGUGCGUGGCAAGCAGCGCCGGGUGGAGAUGAAGGAGGGGUGCCGAAUCCAGGAAAGCUGGACAUGUGGGCCUCAUUGGCUGUUAGGGUGGGAGCGGCGUAGGGGCAUUAGGGCUGCAAUGGCUAACGGCGCUGUUGGUUUUCGAGUGGAAUUGGGGCCAGGGGCGGUUUGUGUGGUUGCGGUAUGGCGUUUCGGUGAUGGGUGAUGAUGUGUACGGCGGUUGGGUGCACGGUACGGCGCGCAUGGGGUUCAGAGCUGCCUCGCGCCGGUGGUUGUAACUGAUGCGUUCGUGCACAUGCUUGGCGCACGCUGGUGCAAAUGGGAGAGUCCGAGCCUGGCGCGUGCUGGGGUGCUUGGUGCGGUGUGGGUGCUCUCCCCGCUGGCCUCUUGGCCGCUGUAUAGCGCACAGCUUCGGUCGAGUGGUAGUUGGGUGCUGGGGGUGCGUGAGAGCUCGGGCCUCUAGGCUGCUAGAAAAGGGUUUACAUAGCGGGUAUGGCGGAGGACAGAGGAGGGGCCGCCGGGCGCCUCUUCCUUGAGUCUGGGCGUGCGUUGUGAGCCGGAAAAGCGGAGUCGUUACCGCUGCUUAGUGAGGUUGCGACAUGCGCGCUGGUGUCUUGGCAUGGAGAGCAGUAAGAGCUUUUGUAAGGAAUCCUGUGCAACG
Molecule: messenger RNA, 1953 nt
Organism: Astrephomene gubernaculifera
Lineage: Eukaryota; Viridiplantae; Chlorophyta; Chlorophyceae; Chlamydomonadales; Astrephomenaceae
Source: the annotation of a GenBank genome assembly